Molecule: messenger RNA, 849 nt
Organism: Camelina sativa (false flax)
Lineage: Eukaryota; Viridiplantae; Streptophyta; Magnoliopsida; Brassicales; Brassicaceae
Source: RefSeq, a predicted model, not a curated record
AUGUACAUCCUAGUGGCAGUUGACUAUUUCUCCAAGUGGGUAGAAGCAAUCGCCAGCCCGACGAAUGAUCACAAGGUCGUAAUGAAGAUGUUCAAAAGCAUCAUUUUUCCGAGAUUUGGAAUCCAAAGAGUAGUUAUCAGUGAUGGAGGAACCCACUUCAUUAACAGGGUUUUCGAUGGCUUGUUGAGAAAGUACGGAUUCAAGCAUAAAUUCGCGACAACUUAUCACCCACAGACCAGCAGACAAGUGGAAGUAAGCAACAAACAGAUCAAAGCGAUAUUAGCCAGAAUCGUGCGAAUCACAAAAAAAGAUUGGGCAUUCAAGCUGGAUGAUGCGUUAUGGGCUUACAAGACCGCUUAUAAAACACCUAUUGGGCGGACCCCUUUCCAGCUUCUUUAUGGAAAAAACUGUCAUCUUCCGGUCGAGGUUGAAUACAAAGCAAUGUGGGCGACCAAGCUGCUGAAUUUGGACAUAAAGACUGCUCAAGAGAAGAGAGUAAUGGUAUUCCACGAACUCGAUGAUAUACGGCUAGAGGCCUAUGAUAAUUCGAGAAUCUACAAGGAAAGAACCAAAGCUUUUCAUGACAAGAAGAUCCGACACAAGAAUUUGAAAGCUGGGAACAAAGUCCUUUUGUUCAACUCAAAGCUUCGGCUGUUCCCUGGGAUGCUCAAGUCAAGAUGGUCAGGACCCUUCGAAAUUAAAAAGGUUCUGCCCUAUGGAGGGGUGACUUUACUAGGAAAAGAUGAGACAGAAUUUACUGUGAAUGGGCAGAGAGUGAAGAAAUACAUGACAAAUGAGAUCACAGAGGUAGGAUCAUCUCUGCGUCUCGUCGAUCCUGCGCCAGUCUGA